CGUCGAAAUCCCAUGUGUAGAAGCUUCGUAGUGAAGGCAUGGACGGUGGUCGUCACACUUUACAACCCCGUUCGCCAUCCCUCUCCCCGUCCCCGUCCCCGUCCCCGAUGCCUGUUGAAACAUGCAUGGCGGAUGUCUCGCCAUCGACCCCUGCCACGUACGUCCCAGGUUAUCGACCUCCGUCGCCUGCUGGAGGUGGGUCGUCUUAUGCUGUGGGGAGAGAGCCUCGAUCUAUGACUGUCCUCCUCGCGGAAGGUGAUAGCCUUGGACCGCGGCGAGAUGAAGAAUCGUAUGGGAGCUGUGGUGGGUAUCAUGGGUGGGGCAUGCCACGUGGAGGUAAGUGGCAACACUCACCACCAACCAUGGGACCCGACGGGGAAGGAGAGGUGCCUGCGGGGGGGCCUGGAUCAUUGGCACAUACAUCGUACAUUGCUAGCGCUGCUGGGCACAUGCAUGCGGGGGUAGGUGGGGCCACCCCCAUGCUCUAUUAUUCAAGACCGCCUCCUCCAUCACCGGUUGGAGGCACUGCGCAGUCCAUGCCUUUGGAUGCCGCAUUCCGCAGUCAUGACGGUCAGCGGCUUCAUGUCGUCGAUUCCGAAAUAACGGGAAAUGAUCCUUCUGAAUCGGUCGCCGAUCUGGGUGAGGAUAUGGACAAGCAGGAUGCUGGAAUGGGCGAGACAUGGACAUCACCCAUUGCCGACAUAGCUGGUACGCAAAGCACGAGUGAUGUGACAGUCGACAUUAGCGAUGAUGGCAAAACGGAUGACGGGGUGGGUGGAGAAGUGAGGAAGAAGGGCAGAAGGGCAUGUGGGGGAGGGCGUGGCGGGGACAAGCCCAAAGUCCGAGGUGCGGAUUGGGGUUUAGGGGAGAGCGUCGCACUGCUGAAACUGCUUUUUGAAGAAGACUGUAUGCAGCAAAAGAAAAAAGGCAGGCAACAGAUGAGAAGCAGGAAGGAGAAGCAUGAGUGGAUUGUGAAGAAGCUUGUCGAGAAAGGGUAUGGCGAGCGCACCUUGGACGAAUGCGAGAGGAAGUACUACGGGCUCCUAGACGGCGCAAAGAGGAUCCGUGAUUUCGGAGGGAAGUGGCGCGCCGUCGUACUGGGAUGCUGGAAGCUUGUGGAAGCAGAUGGACACUGCAGUGGUCUCAUGCAGAGUGUGCAUCUGCAAGGAGGGUCGUCCAACACAGACAAGGAGAGCUCUAACAUGGGCGGUGGGGAGGACACAGGUGGCGGUGGCCGGAAACAAGACAACGAUAGUGCUGACGGAGCAAAAUUCGCUCGACGUGGUGGGGGGAGAGGGAACGUCAGACGUUCGCCGUCGGAGAGUUCGGUAGAGGGAGGGGGGGGGGGCACGUUCGUAGACGUCGCCCACACUCUCGUGGAUGCCACGGAAAGGCAAACUGAUAAGUUGUCCGGCAGUUUUGUUGAUGCCAUGGCUGGCAUCAACAAGACCAUGGCAGACGAGAACAACACGCUCUUGCAGUGUUUUGCAAUUAUGCUGUCCGGUUUGUUGGUGGGACAAUCGACAUCUGCACCCUGAACGACACAGGGGGGGGGGCGGAGGGUGGUUGAAGACACCAUGUCCAAGUGCUUAUCGUCAGACGGAU
Messenger RNA from Chara braunii, 1605 nucleotides. The record is from the annotation of a GenBank genome assembly. Lineage: Eukaryota; Viridiplantae; Streptophyta; Charophyceae; Charales; Characeae.